AAUACAAUGUUUGUUCUGCCACACUGUCACAAACGGAGUGACUCCUGCUGAGAAGACACCACAAUGACUGAUCCAAACACAUCUUCCUUUUUCAUAGACUUUGGCUCUGUUUAUGAGGAGCUCAACUUCACAUACAACGACUCCGAUUUCAUCUUAAACCCAGACACACAGCCAUGCAGCCUUUUCGUCAUCCCAGACCCACUGACGAUUGUUAUGAGUGCAUUUUAUGUCCUCAUAUUUGUGUUGGCCAUCCCUGGCAACCUGGUUGUGGGGCUGGUGAUCGGUCUCAGCAAGCAAGCACUGCCCCCCUCUGACCUCUACCUCCUCCACCUGGCAGUUGCUGACCUCCUGUUGGCCAUUACCCUCCCAUUUUGGGCCACAUCUGUCACACGGGGUUGGGUGUUUGGAGAUGCCAUGUGCAAAAUUAUCACCAUGAUCCAAGAGCUGAGCUUCUACUCUAGCAUUCUUUUCCUGAUGUGUAUCAGCAUGGACCGCUACUUGGUGAUUGUUCGAGCUAUGGAGGCACGUAGAGCUAACCGGAAGAUGCUCAGUUGGGGACUUUGUGUUGGUGUUUGGGGCGUCGGAGCCUUUAUGUCUCUGCCGGGGUUUUUCAAUUCAGCUCACAGUUCUCCAUCCUCCAGUCAGAUAGUGUGUUCUGAACAAUUUGAGCCUGGCAGUGCAGACAUGUGGAGGCUGGCCACCAGAAUCUUUCGCCACACUUUGGGUUUUCUGUUCCCGUUGAGCGUCAUGCUGUCCUGCUAUGGAAUAACAAUCGAACGCCUCCUUCACAUCCGUGGUGGUUUCCAGCGCCAACGAGCCAUGAAAGUCAUCGUGUUUGUGGUUGUUGCCUUCCUGAUUUGUUGGACUCCGUACCACAUUGUAGUGAUGGUGGACACGUUUUUCAGGUCAAAGAUCGUGCCUUGCCAGUGCCCAGCGAGGAUGGCGGUUGACCAGGCCAUGUUCGCCACUCAGAGUCUGGGCCUGCUGCACAGCUGUGUUAACCCCGUGCUGUAUGCGUUUGUGGGGGAGAAGUUCAGGAGCAGGCUGCUGCAGGUGUUGAAGAAGAUGGGUGUCCUGCAGAGAACGUCUGUGUCGAGAUCCAGCAGGUCUUCACUGUCGUCAGAGAUCACAUCCACAUUCAUGUGAGAACAAGGAGAAACUGAACUGUACAUGACUGCCUGGUCCUAAGUGCUGGACACCAAAUUCAUAUUUUUGAUACUUAAAUGCAUUUUAUGAAUAUUUGGGCAAAGUGAUAAAUUCGUUGUAGUUUUUUGCUAGAUUCUAUUUUUUCAUCUUAAAUGACGUUGAGUUGCUGUGACUUACCUUGAACAUUUCACCAAAUUUGUAAAUAUUUUUUCUUGCCAGAUUUUUUUUUUUUUUAAUCUUGCAAAACUUGUUAUUGAUGCAGCUAACCUUCAAUAUGUCAUGACAUUUGUAAAUAUUUUUCAUUCUGUAUCCUGUUUAAUGUGGUUUUUGGUUUCACAUCAGUUUACUGCGUUUCUUUUCUUCUUUUUUUUGCGGUUACCCUUUCACAAUUCUUUUCUCAGUCAUUUCUAGUUAAGCAAGCUGCAAAGCACAUCUGUCAGGUGUGACUACAUCACGGCAGAGCUUCUGCUUCUGCCUUACAACCUAAGCUUUGGUUGAAAGCUAGGAGAAGCUCAAAGUGGACGUUGAGCUAUGAUAAUUCCUCUUUUUGUGGUGAAAAGAAGUCUUUCCUUUAUAGAAAAUAUUUUAAUGUUCUUAUUUCUAAGCUGCUUUUGGAAGCUCAAGUGAUAACCUGUUGUAUAACUUUGUUUAAGUUUUCCUUUUUACAUUAUUUAAUUGUAUUGCUCAUAAUGUUUUUCAUUGUAUGCAUAAGGUUUCCUAUGCAUUGAGUGUAUAGCUGCAAUCAUCACAUAAUAAAAUGAUGUUAGAAUCAAAAAUA
Messenger RNA from Notolabrus celidotus (New Zealand spotty), 1924 nucleotides. RefSeq names its product C-X-C chemokine receptor type 1-like. The transcript has 2 exons. Gene Ontology annotation, cellular component: membrane. Gene Ontology annotation, biological process: G protein-coupled receptor signaling pathway; neutrophil chemotaxis; immune response. Gene Ontology annotation, molecular function: chemokine receptor activity. The coding region runs from base 64 to 1146 and encodes 360 amino acids. Lineage: Eukaryota; Metazoa; Chordata; Actinopteri; Labriformes; Labridae. The record is from RefSeq and is a predicted model, not a curated record.